This is a messenger RNA of Helicoverpa zea (corn earworm), 3730 nucleotides long. Its product is annotated as fanconi-associated nuclease 1-like. Gene Ontology annotation, cellular component: nucleus. The coding region runs from base 218 to 2881 and encodes 887 amino acids. The record is from RefSeq and is a predicted model, not a curated record. NCBI's taxonomy places the organism in Eukaryota, Metazoa, Arthropoda, Insecta, Lepidoptera, Noctuidae. Gene Ontology annotation, biological process: interstrand cross-link repair. The transcript has 11 exons. Gene Ontology annotation, molecular function: flap-structured DNA binding; 5'-3' exonuclease activity; 5'-flap endonuclease activity.
CAUUGGUCAGCUGAUAGCUUUUUUGACACGAGAAUGCGAGAAUGCACAUUGCACCUGUCCAUUUUGCCGCGAAAAUUGCGAGAAAAGUACAAAGAAUAUCCGGUUUGAUAGACGCCCCUAUUUCAAUUUUAUCGGGCAGGCAGGUGCCUAAAGCGUUAUAAAGUGGUCUUAUUAAAACACAGGCCUGUGUUAAACUUCAGUACAUUACUAGCUUAUAAUGAAAGUACAAAAAAACAUGACGGAUUAUUUUAAUUGUGAUAAAAUAAAAUCUCCGCCGGUCGAGUGUAUCAACUCGGAUAGUGGGAAGAAAAACAAAAGACGUUUGAGUCUCAUUAAACCAUCAACCUCGGCAAGGCUAACUCCAAAAAAAGAUGAAAAGCCAACUCAUAAAAAGCCGGUUAAAAUAGAAGACGAACCCAUCGAAGUUUUAUCAAGUGACAGCGAGAUGGAAGCAACUCCAUCAAAAAGACGUCUUGUUGAUUGUGAUAAUGAGCAAAAUGAAACUAAAUUAUCACAGAAUGGGAGACUAACUGUAAGGAGCAUUGAGUCGCUAACGGCUCCAGUCUCACCAGACAUUAUAGAGUCCCCCAACUCUAGUGGAGAAGCAUCAAAUUCGUCUGCAACAACAUUUUUGUACAAUUUAUCUCCCAGUUGUGUGUAUCAGUCACCCACUACACCAUCUAAAUCAUCAGUAAGUCAAGGAUCUGUGAAUGCGUUCUAUUCCCCAACAAGGAAACGGCUUAUCAAAAACAAUUCCCCAGCUAAGAGGAACUUGUCUAAUCAGUUUAGUCUGAACUCUUCACCGAACAAAACUCCAUAUCAUACCGAUUUUCCUGAAAUUGUUGAUCAGAAAGAUGACAAAACUGCAUUUCUCAUGUCCAUAAUUAACAAAUGCCUCAAAGCAGAUUCCCUGAGGCAUUUGUUAAAGGAAGAGUCACAAGUUCUCCUGGAGAAUUGUAUGAAGUUACUGAAGCCUAGCAUGAAGCUUAUGUGCCGACUCUACUGGAGAAAGCAUGUCUGGUACCGUGCUGAGGAGAUACAAGGAAUCAUCAAAGGGAAGGAUGAAACAGCAAUCAGUAGCCCAGGACUUCAUAAUAUCCUGGAAUCCCUGAUAAACUAUGGAUUAAUCACUUUCAACAAAACUAAAGGUGAAACAACACUGGAAUUUGAUGAUUAUGUAGAGUUGCUGAAGAGGCCGGAAAUUCUCCAGAUAUGCAAACAAUUCAAGAUAAAGGUACAAAAUAAGGAUCAAGGAGUAGUAGAACUGAGAAAUUUCUGCAAGAAAAAAACAUCUAUAGCUGGAUACUUCACAACAAUUCAAAACAAACAAACUUCGAAAGCAAUUGAUAAUCAUACUAGAGUUUUGCAAAAAUUUAAAGAAACGGUGGGAGAUUGUUACAAAAUAUCUGAGCUGGCAGCAGAAACAUUCCACAAUUUGCAUGUGUUGAUGUACUUAGGCGUCGAUUAUUCGUUAAUAAGGGAAAAGAAGCUUGAGCUAAUGCUGAUUGAUGACAAAACUAAACGGGAGAUAUAUCCCGUAGAUAAAGAUAUGGAAGUUGAUGAUGCUAGUGUGGUGUUCCAGGAUAAAGAAGAAUUUUACAGGUAUCUUGAAGCACAUAAGAUUCACGAGGAUUACUUGAAGAUGAUCAAAGACAUGGCUGACUUGAAGGAGAAGUGUGAAAUAAUAAAACAAGCGUACAAUAAGUACAAAGAAAUUGAUGAGGAACACAUGUUACGAUACAAAUCUCUGCCUACAUGGCUACGCAGAUUCACGCCACCAUAUAUUUACAUCAAGAUGUUGGAGAAAGGUGUGCAGGAACUAAAGAGGUUGAAAACGGAAGAAGACUACCGGCUGGCAGUAGACAUUCUUGACACUAUCAUCGGUCAGAGAGACUUCAGAGAGCAUAAGAAAGCUUUAUGGUAUGCUGAAAAAGCACUCAUUUUACACAACCAUUUGAACAGCUCCGAAGAGGCGGCAAUGGUGUUGCUACAAGGAUUCAAAGAUAAUUUAGCUGAGGAUGCGAAAGACGCCCUUCUUCCUCGUGCCAAUAAGAUCGCAAAUCAAAAGAAUAUUGAUUUAAGAGAAGAAUUGAGGGCAGAGUUAAGGAGCUAUUCCAAAGAGGCCAUACUUGAGAGUAGCUUCCCAGGAGAUCAUAUUAACAAGCAACAUAAAGAUAAUUACGAACAAAGAGGCCAGCGUCAGUUUGAGAUGCACACUAACGAAGGGAAGAGCAUCGUAUACACAGAAAAGUAUUGUCUUCUACAUUACGUUAACAACUGCAGCUAUACAGAUGGCGAGCACUGGGAGGGUCGCAUAGCGUCAGCAAUGUUCUUCAUUCUCUUCUGGGACAUAAUCUACAGCAAGCCUGAAGGAGUCUCCGGAAUAUUCCUCAACCAUUAUCAGCGGUACCCACUGGACAUGUUCUGUGAGAACUUCUAUAAGAUACGCAAGGAGCUCAUAGAUGAGAGACUGGCCUUCAUACAGCAGUGUACUGAGGAACAACUGCUGGACUUCAUGAAGACCAAGUUUGUGGAACGGCCGCAAAGUCAGAUAUCGGAAGUGGUUCACCGCGACAUAGACUGGUGCCGGCUGGCGGCGGUGGCGGGCUGCCUGCGCGGCGGCGGCGUGGCGGCGCUGUGCGGGCGCCUGGCGCGGCGCUACGGGUACGCCAAGAGCGGCUUCCCCGACCUCACCGUGUGGAACACUCAUACUAAACAGAUAAAGUUCGUGGAAGUGAAAUCGGAUGUCGACAAGCCUUCAAUAAAGCAGUUGCAGUGGCUUCGUUACCUCAUAGACAAUGGUAUGGACGCUGGCUUCUGUUACAUCGGCGUCAACACCACGCGCUGCAAAGCUAGGUCCUCGGCCGCCAGUCUCGACUGAAAAUAACACUUCUUUAAAAUUAUUAUUAAUUUAAAUAAAACUGCUUUUACGGAUUUUAUCGCUGUUAUAUUAAUACUAUUUGAUCCCGACGUUUCGGAUCCUACACGGCAUCCAUGUUCACGAGCAGACAGGCGAUGACCGUCGGGAUUAAAUGAUAUUAAUAUAAUCACUAUAAGAUCCGUAAAAUUAGUUUUAAUUAAAUAUCUAAAUUUGCUCAAGUGUCAGAAAUCAAUUACUAUUAAGUCAAAAAUACUAAUUAUAAGUACAUAGUUCAUUUAUAACUAGCUGUUUCAACCCAGGGCCCGUACGCGUUCGUAGGUAUAAUAUGGCCUAUGUCACCCGGGAAUACUAGGUUCAGUGAAAGGUAUUUUUAACUUUUUCCAUCCAGGCAUGCGUAGUUUCCAUGGUCCGGGUGAAACAGCCAGUAGUAAAUAUGUAGGCAUUUAUUAAGAAAGCUAUUAAUGAAGGGUCAAGGGUUUAAAAAUAAUUGCUAUAUGUAUUUUAUUUGUGAAUGCAAAGGCUAUCCUAGUUUCUAGUCAAAAGAACUAGUUUCGUUACUAUUUUAUAAUUUUAUCAGAACUCGUUCAAAAGAUCAGCAGCUAACUUUAUUACAUUGUAAUAAAUGUAAUUAAUCAAGCUGUACACAAGGAAAAUAAAUUACGUAAGAAGCGUUUUAUAAUGUGAAAUUUGAUUUCUAAACUAUGGGUAAAAGAAACAGGUUACCGAUACAGACAAACCUGUACGGGUAGGUACCGAUCAGUGCAGGUAUAAUAUUUCAAUACAAUCCUAUUCACUCACUUAUAAAGAAACAGUUAAACCUGGGGCCCGAUUCUCCUAAUUUUACUUAAG